Molecule: messenger RNA, 1275 nt
Organism: Monosiga brevicollis MX1
Lineage: Eukaryota; Choanoflagellata; Craspedida; Salpingoecidae
Exons: 14
Coding region: 1-1275 (424 amino acids)
Source: RefSeq, a predicted model, not a curated record
AUGGCGCUGACGGAGGAGCAAGCGCUGCUGGACGUCCUGCGCAACCGUCUCCAUGAAGGUGUCGAUCCCAAUCCAAGUGACUCGAGUGACUUGUAUCACAGUAGCAGUCCCUUGCGCCAAGCCAUGCUGCUUGAACAAGAGGCUUUGCACCAGCAGCAUCGCUGCUGCAAGCAGGUCGCCCACACCUUCAAGUGCAUGCAAUUACAGAGCCUCAUCCAGCCUAUGAUUCUGCCCUCCAGGCCAGUGACAAAGGAACUGGUGUCGCAACAGGAGACGCUGCAAGGCAUGUCCGAUGCCCUGAUGCGUGUGCGGGAAGAUCACCCCGUAUCCGAUGCCAUGCAAGCCUUCUCCCUCAUGACCAAUGAAAUGGUGACGCUUCGCCGCGGCUUCAACGACAAAAUUAAGCUUCUGUUCGAUAAUGACAAGAAGAAUCGCCGACUCCACGAUGAGGAUGCACAGCUCACCAAAACCGGCGCUACCAUCUAUCUCCAAGAGCAGCAGACGGCGCUGGCAGCUUGCCGCUAUGCAAAGAAUGCGAUGCAAGUUCGCGAGCGCCGAGAGAUCAUGAUGGCGGAGAUUUUGAUGGAGACGUUCGAAACCUAUCUACAACACCUCAAUCAGAGCGUCGAGAUUCUCACCUCUCUUGCCCCAGACUUUGAACUGCUGCGCGAAGCGCUCCAAAAGGACUCGAGCAUGAUUGCCGAUCGUAUGGCUGAGGUAGAAGAUGUCGAGCAACAAUUUGCCGCCUCAGUCACCGAUGCUGAGAUGUUGUUGAAGGAAGCCACCGAACGCGAGCAACUUCAGAAGCAAAAUAAGAAAAAGUUUUUUGGCAAGAGCAACAGCAGCGCUAAUUUUACCGUUCGUCUCUGCAUCCUGCGCAACACCUUGGCCGGGCUUAGUUUUGCCAUUGCAUCCCUUGAGCCUGAUAUGGUCCUGUGCUAUCGAUCCUUAAAGCCGUGUCAAUGUGCACAGGACAAAGCUUCCCUCACUGGACAAGCCUCCUCUCCCCGUCCCGCCCUAGUCUCGUCUCCGCAAGUCACACGCAAAGCACCGCCACCACCAUCGGGAGCCGUCCCAAUGCCGCCGUCCAAUGCUAGUCAAGCGGCAGGAAGUGAUGCACUCAAUGCCCCAAAUCAACCUGCCAAGCCCCCUCGCUUCUACACCCACGCCGGCUCCCAAGCCCCGUCCGAAGCCCCGUCCGCGAGCAACCACGACCAGUACACCGGGCAGUGCAUCAGCCUCCCCGGCCACCGCACAGCCGACGCCUCGGGCUAG